AUGCCAGCCCGUCCCCUCGACUACGGCACUUACGUGCCCCCAACCUCCUUCCCAUCCUUCACGAAGCAUGGCGCUUCCCUCCUUCCCUCAACAGCAGCAGCGCCCGUCUCCUCAUCCUGGCUCAGCUCCUUCGCCUCCGCCAUCCACGCCCGCGACAUUCCCUGCAUCCUCGACCACCUCCUACCGGAUGCCUACUGGAAGGACAUGCUGUCCCUUACUUGGGACUUUCGCGCCUUCCAGGGUCAGGCCGCAAUACGCAAGUUCCUGGAGGACAGGCUGGCUCUGUGCGAAGUUAGGAACGUGCGGUUGACCGACAAGCUCGUCCCCUCGGUUGUGAAGGUGGGUGAGCUGAGCUGGGUUCAGGCAUCCGCAGAGUUCGACACCAAGUGGGGGAGCGCCAGCCUCGUCUUCCGGCUGGUGCCCUACCUCCCCGAGCCCGCAGAACCAGCGCCCAAUGCCAACGGACUGCCCACAGAGCCAGACCCGGAAUGGUGCGCCUUCGCCCUUUUCUCCAACCUGGAUAGCCUGCAUGGCGUGAUCGAGCAGGUCGGUGCUCACCGGGUUGAGCACCCGCCACGCAAGUCCUGGAACGCACUGCGAGCAAAGGAGCUCGAGUUUGAGCAGGAGGGCCCGACUGUGUUGAUCAUCGGUGGUGGACAUAACGGCACGAUGAUGGCAGCCCGGCUGAAGUACAUGGGUAUAUCGUGCCUUAUCAUUGAGAAAGAGCCCCGAGUAGGUAACCAGUGGCGUGGGCGAUACAGCUCGUUGUGCACGCACGAUCCAGUCUGGUUUACUCAACUGCCGUAUCUUCCUUUCCCGAGUACCUGGCCGACCUAUACACCCGCAGACAAGCUUGGUGACUGGCUCGAAGCGUACGCAUCGCACCUCGACUUGAACGUCUGGCUAUCUUCUUCCCUCUCUUCUGUCACCUACUCUCCUGAGGCCAAGGAGUGGACCGCACAUAUCCAGCGAUCUGAGGGAACACGGGAGCUCAAGGCGAAGCAUGUCGUAUAUGCUGGUGGUUGGAACGGGGUGCCCUACUUGCCCGAGGUAGAGGGAAGGGAGGAGUACGAGAAGGCUGGAGGCAAGGUGCUCCAUUCCAGCGAGUACAGAGAUGCAAAGGGCUUCCAGGGGAAAAAGGUGGUGGUCAUUGGCGCGGGGGUAUCCGCGCACGACAUCGCCCAAGACCUGAUCAACUCGGGGGCGGGUAGCGUGACGCUCCAUCAGCGAAGCCCGACACUCGUCGUCUCCACACGCGCUCUUCGGGUCCUCUUGAACCGUUCCGGUUUCCGGCAAGAUGGACUUCCCGUAGAUACGGCAGACAUGCUCCUGCACAGCUUCCCGAUGGAUAUCCAGAAGCUCACCAUGGCGCAGAGUACUAAGCUGCUGAAGGACGUGGACAAGGACACGCUUGAAGGGCUCGAUAAGAAGGGGUUCAUGCUUGAUGAUGGUCCUCAGGGCGCUGGAUACCUCUUCUUGGUGCUCACCAGGAGAGGCGGGUAUUAUUUCGACGUGGGUGCCAGCCAGUUAAUCAUCGACGGCGAGAUCUCGCUCAAGGCUGGAGGUGAAGUCUCGCGCCUCACUCCCGGCGUGGUCCACUUCACGGACAACAGCACCCUGCCUGCGGACGUGGUCGUCUUCGCCACAGGCUUCGGGGCGAUCAAGGAGAACCUCGCGCAGACGUUUGGGGAAGAGUUCACCGCUGGGUUGAAAGAUCCUUGGUACCUGGACGAGGAGGGAGAGUUGCGCGCUGUUUGGAGGGACAGUGGUCAGGAGGGGUUCUGGUAUAUGAUCGGAAACCUAAGCUAUGCGAGGUUCUAUAGCAGGCGGGUAGCACUGCGUGAGUCUUGA
Messenger RNA from Dacryopinax primogenitus, 1851 nucleotides. Its product is annotated as FAD/NADP-binding domain-containing protein. The record is from RefSeq and is a predicted model, not a curated record. NCBI's taxonomy places the organism in Eukaryota, Fungi, Basidiomycota, Dacrymycetes, Dacrymycetales, Dacrymycetaceae. Gene Ontology annotation, molecular function: flavin adenine dinucleotide binding; monooxygenase activity. The transcript has 5 exons. The coding region runs from base 1 to 1851 and encodes 616 amino acids.